CAUCAACCCCUCAAUCCACGCAACACAACCCAAACCACCCAAACCAAAAAAUGUCUCCCCCAACCACCGAACCAGAACCCAUUUCACAACCUAGAAUGGAGUUCACUAACGGCACCAACCCACCACAGAAAGCAGAUCCCACCCAUGAAGAACAUCAAUACCUAGAUCUGAGCCGCGAGAUCCUAGAAGAGGGUGAACACCGGCCCGACAGGUUCGUCCCUACCUCAAUUCAAAAUCCAAAAGCAGGAAGGAUACCAAUUCUCAUAUUGGAAAUAGAACAGGAACAGGAACACUCUCCCUCUUCGCCCCGCGCCCCCUAAAAUUCACUCUCUCUACCCCAGAAGGGCUCCCCAUCCUCCCCCUCCUGACCACAAAACGCGUCUUCCUGCGCGCCGUCAUCGCCGAACUCCUCUGGUUCAUCUCAGGCUCCACGUCCUCUCUCCCUCUAACAGAAACCGGGAUAAAAAUCUGGGACGGAAACGGAAGCAGAGAAUAUCUCGACAGCGUAGGACUCUCACACCGCGCAGUCGGCGAUUUAGGACCCGUAUACGGCUUCCAAUGGCGGCAUUUCGGGGCAGAAUACGUAGAUGCGACGACAGAUUACACAGGUCAGGGCGUCGAUCAACUGGCGGAGGUGAUUGAGAAAUUGAGGAACAACCCGUAUGAUCGACGGAUUAUCCUGAGUGCGUGGAACCCGGCGGAUUUGAAGAUCAUGGCUUUACCACCUUGCCAUAUGUUUGCGCAGUUCUACGUUUCGUAUCCAGGCACCACCACGACCACCACAGAAAAACCAAAAGGAAGAUUACAUUGCCAAUUGUACCAACGAUCCUGCGACAUGGGUCUCGGCGUCCCCUUCAACAUCGCGAGUUACGCCCUCUUAACCCACAUGCUCGCGCACGUCUGCGAUCUCGUUCCGGGAACCUUCACACAUACCAUGGGGGACGCGCACGUUUAUAAAGACCACGUAGAAGCGCUGAAGGUGCAGUUAGAACGGGAGCCGAGGGCGUUCCCGGGGUUGGAGAUUAAGCGUGAGAAAGGAGGGAGCGUUGAUGGGUGGAAGGUGGAGGAUUUUGAGGUCCUGGGGUAUGAGCCUCAUAAGGGGAUUGCGAUGAAGAUGUCUGUUUAG
Messenger RNA from Hymenoscyphus albidus, 1126 nucleotides. The record is from the annotation of a GenBank genome assembly. Lineage: Eukaryota; Fungi; Ascomycota; Leotiomycetes; Helotiales; Helotiaceae.